Glycine soja is the source of this 1097-nucleotide messenger RNA. RefSeq names its product transcription factor DYT1-like. The record is from RefSeq and is a predicted model, not a curated record. Gene Ontology annotation, molecular function: sequence-specific DNA binding; DNA-binding transcription factor activity; protein dimerization activity. The coding region runs from base 246 to 887 and encodes 213 amino acids. The transcript has 4 exons. Gene Ontology annotation, cellular component: nucleus. Lineage: Eukaryota; Viridiplantae; Streptophyta; Magnoliopsida; Fabales; Fabaceae. Gene Ontology annotation, biological process: regulation of DNA-templated transcription.
UUUAUUAUAAAAUAACCAUAAUUCAUAAUCAUAUUUAAAUGGCCAAACACGAAUAUAUUUCUCACUUGUCAUAAGAAACAUACCUGAAUUAACCAGGGACCACAUAAAAGGCCCUCCAAACAGGCAUCAAUGUACUUGCUCUCUCUGACAUGAUGCCUCUGUGAGAAGCACUUAUUAGCCACCAACCAAUUCUCAAUUUACAAAGCCUUUGGAACACAUUUCCCCAAGGCCUAUUUUUCCCACAAAUGGAGUAUCAAGAUGAGGAUCAUUUAUGUUUUACUAUGGAAGAGUUUGCUCUUGCUACUGAAAAUGUUAGUAGCAGGCAAAGGAUGAGUAGGAAGAGGAACUAUGAUGAUGACACAAGAGUGUACAAAUCAAAGAACCUUGAGAUUGAAAGGAGAAGGAGGGAGAAACUCAGUACAAGGCUUUUGAUGCUGCGGUCUAUAAACCCUAUCAUCACAAAUAUGAAUAGAGGAACAAUUAUUGUAGAUGCUAUCACCUACAUUGAGAAGCUGCAACACGAAGUCCAGCGUCUCAGCCAAGAGCUUCACCAAUUGGAAGCAACUUCAGAGAAAACAGCAGAGGCAAAAGUAGAUGAAAUUGAUGCUGUGGAGGAUAUGAAGCAUUGGGGGAUACAGGCUGAGGUCAGAGUGGCACAGAUAGAUGAGAAUAAACUCUGGGUCAAGAUCAUCAUUGAGAAGAAGAGGGGAAGAUUCAGCAAAUUAAUGGAGGCCCUCAAUAAUUUUGGCAUUGAGCUCAUUGACACCAAUUUUACAACCACAAAAGGUGCAUUUCUGAUUACAAGCUGCAUACAGGUUAAGGAUGGUGAAAGACUUGAAAUUAAUCAGAGCAAGAGUUUGUUGCAAGAGAUUAUCAAUGACAUAUAAAGCAAGUCCGAAUAGACUUGGUUAUUUUAUUUUAUUGUCACAUGGAGAUUACAGUACUGCUAUGAUUUUGAGAGGUUUGCUUAUGAAAUAAAUAAAAAAAUAGAAACUAUAGGUUAGUUAGAUAAUAUGUAUAAUAUGUUGGAUAAUGCAAACACUCUAAACGUGUCACUUAGGUUGAGUACUGGUUUUUACUCCGGUUCAUCUUCUUUC